CUAAAUCACAAUAAAAGUUAAUAUCUUGACGCAAAUGACUUGAUAUAUGUAAGAAGGGCCGGUAGCUAAUCUUGGCAAUGAACACACUCAAUUCUACAUACCUAAAUUGUGAUAGCCGACUGCAAAGUUCCAUAUACUGCAAAUGAUUGUUCUUCUUCACCUUGACAGGAUAUUGGUGCCUUUGAGUAUGGUGCUUUCAAUUGGAUACCAUGUUUAUCUAGCGUAUUGUUUCAAGAACAAACCCCAUGUUACUACCCUUGGCGUUAACACAAUCAGGAGAAGAAAUUGGGCGCAGACCAUCAUCGAGGAUCAAAACGAGAAGACGGGAAAUCUAGUUAUCCAGAGCUUAAGAAAUUCACAGAUGGGAUCCAUAUUAGGUGCAUCAGUCACAAUACUUAUGAUUUUAGCAUUGUCAGCCAUAACCAACAAUGCAUACAAUGCUAGUGACCUACUCAGCAACUCUUACUUUGGAUCACAAUCCAUCAAAACCGUACUUCUCAAGUAUUGUUUCGAAUACAGUUUCCUGGUAUUUAGUUUCUUUUGCAGUUCCAUGGCCGUAAUCUGUUUUGUACAACUGAAUUUCCUCUUGAGUGUAGCAGAUUUUUCACCGGGUUAUGUUCAGGACAUGAUCGAGAGAGGUUGUUGGUUUGCGUUUUUAGGCAAUAGAUCAUUCUAUGUCACUGUGCCAUUGUUGUUAUGGAUUUUAGGACCGGUACCGAUGAUGUUAUCUACGUUGGCACUAGUAUGGGUGUUAUAUCAGCUUGAUUUCGGUAUGGUUCGUUGCCCAAAUGGUUAAGGUGCCAUUGUUAUGAGGAAUAAGUACUGAAUUAUGUAAUUCUAACUGAAGAAGAUUGACAUGUCACGUUUUAAAAUUCGAAGUCCACCCAUAUAUGAGUGCUUGAUCCUUAAUAGAAUUUUUCUCCUAGUUUGUGAAAUUCAAAUUACGCAUUUUCUUACUGAUAAACAUUUUCUCUGUAUCUAAUGCAUUAUCUUUUGAAUUCUAAGCCAUUUAGUGAAAUUGUUUGAGUGAACUCAUCUAUGAAAGUCUUCCCCUAGUCAACUGAGAUAAUCUCAAUUGGUUAGGAAUGCAAAG
Papaver somniferum (opium poppy) is the source of this 1093-nucleotide messenger RNA. RefSeq lists its product as uncharacterized. The transcript is spliced from 2 exons. The coding region runs from base 143 to 796 and encodes 217 amino acids. NCBI's taxonomy places the organism in Eukaryota, Viridiplantae, Streptophyta, Magnoliopsida, Ranunculales, Papaveraceae. The record is from RefSeq and is a predicted model, not a curated record.